Molecule: messenger RNA, 680 nt
Organism: Drosophila subobscura
Lineage: Eukaryota; Metazoa; Arthropoda; Insecta; Diptera; Drosophilidae
Product: methylated-DNA--protein-cysteine methyltransferase
Exons: 1
Coding region: 55-633 (192 amino acids)
Biological process (GO): DNA repair
Molecular function (GO): methylated-DNA-[protein]-cysteine S-methyltransferase activity
Source: RefSeq, a predicted model, not a curated record
UCCGCGUUCACACUGCAAGCCGGCCUUUUCUCUAUUAAUUCGAAUAGGAAAAAAAUGUGGUUUUCCGAGAAUUUAAAGAUCCGCUUGACCAUGAUGUCGAGGAGGCCACGCCAGAUCAGCUAUGGCUUCGUAGACACCAAGUUUGGCCGCAUGCUAAUGGGAGUGGUUUCCUUGGACGAUGUUCAGAGCGAAGCCCAAGACGCAAUUUGUCUGCUGUAUUUCGUCAUGGAGAACGACGAGGACACGCUCGGCGAGGCAAUUCAACGUUCGCACGGUGCGAAAAUGGUGAAGGAGAGUGCAAUCAUACAGAAGUGGAGCGACAAACUCUUUUCUGGCGGCAAGGACGUCGAGGAAUGUGUGAUUGACGUUGCCAUCCUUGGAACGACGUUUGAGACUGCAGUCUGGUCUGCCCUGCUGGAUGUGAAGAGUGGUCAGACGUACACAUACAUGCAGCUGGCUACGCAGAUGGGUCGCCCCGAGGUAGUGCGCUCCUUGGCCAGUGCAGUGGGCCGCAAUGAGGUGGCUAUUCUCAUACCCUGCCACCGCAUUGUGUCCAAGAAUGGAGACUCCAAGUACCAUUGGGGCGGCAGGCUCAAGCAGGAACUGCUCAGCUUCGAGCAGGCUACAAAAUAAAUUGUUAUUACAAACAUAAUUAAAAAUCGUUAUAUUUUUUAUUGAAA